UAAUUACGCACAGGCUUUAGACACUUCUUGCACAGUUGAGCUGGGUUUGUGUCUUUUUUUUUCAUUUUUAGCUCUGGAAGAGAUGCCUUUUUUGUUGCUUUUUAAGUCAGUGGUGAGAAACUCAAAUAGUUCAAAUGAUACACAUCGAAAAGGCAGUUGCCUUCCCACCCUCUCCAUAGAAUAUCUCUGCUGAACUUGCUUUGAAUCACUUGUCUUCCUUAAAAUUGAUUCUGAAAACAAAUUCAAGUGAAAAACCAUGCCUUUAUAAAAAGUUACUAAGUGUAACACAUGGAAUUGAAACAUAUGGAAAGGCUAAACAUAAAGACUGAUUGGGGGAGAUUUUCCUCCCAUGGAAACUGGACUGGAUGAAGCGUCUUCAAAUAUGAGUUCAUUGGCAUUGGAGGUUCCAGUCAGAAGGGGCAGCAGUCUUCCCUGAGGAUGACCACGCCUUCCAGCCCUCCUGCUUUCAGGCUCGAGACCUCAGAUGGAGGCCAUGAAGAUGGUGCCCAGGGAGACAGAGGAAAUGGGGGCGGGGGCUCCGAACCACCCCCCAUGGAGUCCCAGUUCCAGGGUGAGGACCGGAACUCCUCCCCACAGAUCAGAGUGAACCUCAACUUCCGAAAGGCGGCAGGUGCCAGACAGCCAGACCCAAACCGCUUUGACCGCGACCGGCUCUUCAGCGCUGUGGCCCGGGGGGCCCCCAGGGAUCUGGCCGGGCUACCAGAGUAUCUGAGCCGGACCAGCAAGUACCUCACAGACUCGGAGUACACAGAGGGCUCCACGGGGAAGACCUGUCUGAUGAAGGCCGUGCUGAACCUUCGGGACGGGGCCAACGCCUGCAUCGAGCCGCUGCUGCAGAUUGACCGGGACUCGGGCAAUCCCCGGCCUCUGGUCAACGCCCAGUGCACGGAUGAGUACUUCCGAGGCCACAGCGCCCUCCACAUUGCCAUUGAGAAGAGGAGCCUGCUCUGCGUGAAGCUCCUGGUGGAGAAUGGGGCCGAUGUGCACGCCCGGGCCUGCGGCCAGUUCUUCCAGAAGAGGAGCCAAGAGACCUGCUUCUACUUUGGCGAGCUGCCCCUCUCCCUGGCUGCGUGCACCCAGCAGUGGGACGUGGUGACCUACCUCCUGGAGAACCCGCACCAGCCCGCCAGCCUGCAGGCCGCCGACUCAUUGGGCAACACGGUGCUGCACGCCUUGGUGAUGAUCGCAGACAACUCUCCGGAGAACAGCGUGCUGGUGACCCACAUGUACGACAAGCUCCUCCAGGCGGGGGCCCGUCUUUGCCCCACUGUGCGGCUGGAGGACAUACCCAAUCUGCAGGGCCUCACGCCCCUGAAGCUGGCCGCCAAGGAGGGCAAAAUAGAGAUUUUCAGACACAUCCUGCAGCGGGAGCUCCCGGGGCCAUGCCAGUCCCUUUCCCGAAAGUUUACGGAGUGGUCCUACGGGCCCGUGCGGGUGUCACUGUAUGACCUGGCCUCUGUGGACAGCUGGGAGGAGAACUCAGUGCUGGAGAUCAUUGCCUUUCACUGCCGAAGCCCGCUCCGGCACCGAAUGGUAGUCUUGGAGCCGCUGAACAAACUGCUGCAGGCGAAGUGGAAACUGCUCACCCCCAGAUUCUUCUUCAACUUUUUGUGUUACUUGACCUACGUGUUCAUCUUCACUGCCGUCACCUACCACCAGCCUGCCCUGGAUAAGGACUUCCUCCCACUGGAAGUGACAGCUGGGAACACCAUGCUGCUGCUGGGCCACGUGCUGCUUCUGCUUGGGGGGGUCUACCUCCUCAUGGGCCAGCUGUGGUACUUCUGGAGGCGCCGUCUGUUCAUCUGGAUCUCCUUCAUGGACAGCUACUUCGAAAUCCUCUUCCUGGUCCAGGCGCUGCUCACCGUGCUGUCCCAGGUGCUGUGCUUCUUGGCCGUCAAGGCAUACCUGCCGCUGCUCGUGUGCUCGCUGGUGCUGGGCUGGCUGAACCUGCUCUACUACACGCGUGGUUUGCAGCACACGGGCAUCUACAGCGUCAUGAUCCAGAAGGUCAUCCUUCGGGACCUGCUCCGCUUCCUGUUGGUCUACUUAGUCUUCCUUCUCGGCUUCGCUGUCGCACUAGUGAGCCUGAGUCGGGAGGCCCAGGACACCGGGGCCCCUUCGGGUUCCAACACCACAGAGGUGGCAGGGAAGGAGGACAAGGAGGCCCCAUACCAGGCUAUCCUGGAUGCCUGCUUGGAGCUGUUCAAGUUCACCAUUGGCAUGGGCGAGCUGGCCUUUCAAGACCAGCUGCGCUUCCGGGGCGUGGUGCUGCUGCUGCUUCUGGCCUAUGUGCUGCUCACCUACGUCUUGCUGCUCAACAUGCUCAUCGCGCUCAUGAGCGAGACCGUCAACAGCGUCGCCACUGACAGCUGGAGCAUCUGGAAGCUGCAGAAAGCCAUCUGUGUCCUAGAGAUGGAGAAGGGCUACUGGUGGUGCAGGAGGAAGAAGCAGCGGGCAGGGGUGAGACUGACAGUUGGCUCCAAGCCAGACGGUAGCCCGGAUGAGCGCUGGUGCUUCAGGGUGGAGGAAGUGAACUGGGCUGCAUGGGAGCAGACGCUGCCCACGGUGUGCGAGGAGCCCUCGGCGCGGGGCAGCCCUGGCGCCAUGAUGAGCCCGGCUUUGGCCUCCCAGUCCAGCCAGGACAGCGCUGUGGAGGAAGACCAUGUGCCUCUGCAGCCCCUGGAGUCCCACUGAUGGACAAAGGAGGGAAUCUUUCCAGUCCCACCUGCUGGCUCUGGGGCUCCAGCGGUCUUUGGUGGCAAAAAUGAAUAAAUAUUUUCUUGUGACUAACUCUUCUGGAAACGUUAGCUGAGUAAAGGUACUGGGCCCUUGGGCUGGGUGGCAUCUGCCAUUUCUCUGAGAGUUUACCUGUGUCUGGGGCCGGGCUGCUACGGCCAUCUCCUGGGCACAGGGACCCUCACCUGCAGCCCCCCCAGCUGCCCUGUUUGGGAUGCAGGCAGCUGGCCGAAGCGCUGUGCCUGCUGUCACCACAGAAGCGAGGUGGUGGACACAGGCCAGUAGGGCCACCUCUACCCCAGCCUCCAGACACCCGCUAAAGUCACCUGCAGGACGUCUCUCAGCCCGCUCCAGGGCUGAACUUCAUUCAGGCUGUGGAUUACCAAUUGCUCUCGAGCAGUUCCCACCCCUGCAAGCCGGAGGGACCUCCCUGGGACACCAGAGCAAGGUUACCCUGGCCUCUGAAGGCUUGCGAGGCUCCGGGCGCCCUCUGGGUCCCUAGCCGGCAUCCCCAAGCAUUUCCGGAGGCCUCCUGGUCUCCUUGGCACUUACACUAAAUCCUUCGCGCAUGACAGUGGACCUCGUGGGUGUCUGAUCCCUAGGCGUGGGUCCGUCUAGAAGCGCCCCCUCCCUACAUUAAAACCCCACGCCUAUUUCUAAGACCCGCUCAGUAACUGAUGGGUCACCACCGCGUUUCCGGCAUUCUCCCUUGGGGUCCUGUGUGUUCGUUCACAGGACGUGCGUGGACGGGCUGAAUGUUUUUUAAGUGGCCAGACCCGAGCCUGUUCCCACGCUGUGGCAGGGAGGAAGGCUUCACCGCUGGUGAAACGCGGGCGCGGCUGGAGGAGUACCGAAGGAACGGGGGGCGGGGGGCGGAUGAAGGGGAGUGAGGGGGGCGGUCGGGGCGCAGCGGCUGGAAGGGCUGGUGCGGGGAGGGCAGACGGUCCCAGCCUCCAGGAGAGGAGCGGUCACAGUGUGUGCACGCCUGCCGCGCGCCAGCCUCUGUAGGGUUUCGAGGGCAUGAUCGCACGUAACGCGCAGAACCACGGUCUGCAGCCUCCGCCACUCCACCUUCCAGAGAGGCAACCGGAAGCUCGCGAUGGCCGAAUCUCUACUCCCGACCACCCGGGGGCGGCGCGGCGGGACAGUCUCCAACCUACCAGCGAGCUCUAGCUCCUCACACGCGCCCUGGGGCUAGCCUCCGGCCUGUGACCCAGAAUUCUUGGGCCUCGGAAGAGACCAUGAGCUCCGCAGGAGGGGGAGUCAGGCCGGCGCUGCCGAGGCUAUGCCGUUAAACGGACCGGAAGUUCCCGUGAGUCUUUGCCAGGAUUCCCCUCCCAUCGCUGAGGAGUGGAGCGUUCCGACUCCUUAAGGGCCUGGGACGCGGGCUCUCUGGUCUUUCCGCUGCCGGUGUUGCGAGCCUGUUUGGGUAUUCAGUUAGGGCCUGUCAGCGGGCGGCGAGGGCGCCAGAGCUUGUUUAGUUUCUCGACCGAUGUUCCCCGGAAGCGUAACUGGAGCGCGGCGGGCGGCUGCGCCCAGGCGGGCCUGGGGGCGGGCGCCUUGGCCUUGUGCUCAUAUCUGGGGACCGAGGAUAGAGGAGCGCGUGUAUCUUUGUCCGGCAGGGCCGCUGCGGUCUGGGAACCCCUCCCCCCGGGCUCGCGGCCGGGAGUGAGUGACCCCGAGAGGACUGGAUAGCGGCCCACUCGGUUUUGCAGAUGGGAGCAGCAGGUCUCCUCGAGGUUGCCAGUUGGUGAGGCAUUGCCAGCACGUGAUCACCAGCCACCGAGUAUGGGAGCCUGGACCGAGGGUCUGAGCUCUGAAGAGUGGUGACCAGCAGAGUUUUAGAGCUUGCAGCAAUGGCAGGAGCACCCCAGCCCAAGACAAGGCUGUGCUGCAGCAGGGGCAGAAUUUGGAAGCCGCAAGGACCAGUGGCAGCCAUCAACUUGGACUCGAAAAUACAGGCUUCAAUGUUUUGUUUUGUGUUGAGUAUCAAAGGGGACAUUCUUAUUGUGAAAGAGCCAAGAAAUGGAUUUGGCAGCCUUUUUCUAGGACAGUGGAGUCAUUAAAUUCAUAGUUUCAUUGUAUUGUCCCUUAAGCAAAAGUAGCUUUUUUGUACUUGUAAAUAUUGUAUGCAUUUGUUAUACUGGGUGAGAGAAACUUCCUGAAGUUUGUAUCUCCAUGCAGUUACCGUAGAUGUAAUAAAAGGAUGCUCUUUGGUAUUAA
This is a messenger RNA of Dama dama (fallow deer), 4980 nucleotides long. It is a transcript of the gene TRPV2, whose product is annotated as transient receptor potential cation channel subfamily V member 2. Gene Ontology annotation, biological process: calcium ion import across plasma membrane. The transcript has 19 exons. NCBI's taxonomy places the organism in Eukaryota, Metazoa, Chordata, Mammalia, Artiodactyla, Cervidae. The record is from RefSeq and is a predicted model, not a curated record. Gene Ontology annotation, molecular function: calcium channel activity; protein binding. The coding region runs from base 439 to 2715 and encodes 758 amino acids. Gene Ontology annotation, cellular component: membrane.